Messenger RNA from Zeugodacus cucurbitae (melon fly), 1479 nucleotides. Its product is annotated as serpin B3. The transcript has 4 exons. The coding region runs from base 152 to 1345 and encodes 397 amino acids. The record is from RefSeq and is a predicted model, not a curated record. Gene Ontology annotation, molecular function: serine-type endopeptidase inhibitor activity. NCBI's taxonomy places the organism in Eukaryota, Metazoa, Arthropoda, Insecta, Diptera, Tephritidae.
AUUUAGUUAAUGGCAAAAACUGAACAGAGCUACAUGAAAAGAAUUCAGUCAACAAGUAGAUGUUAAAGAAUACACAUUCUUAAAGAAAAAUUUUCGGUACUUGUCUUUACCACUUGCGCUGUUAGACUUUCCAAAUAAUUAACUAAUCGAAAUGAUUUUGAGGCCAUUCUUCGUUGCACUCAGCUGUAUUUUCGUGCUGCAGACGAUCACAGCCACCGCACCGGCGCUCACUGCGAAGCUCGCCAGCGAUCGCUUUGCCUUGACGCUCAGCACGGCGUUGGGUCUGCAAUCACCUGCGCAGAAUGUGCUCCUUUCGCCCGUGCUCGUGCAGGCGUUACUCACGCUGCUCACGUACGGCACCAACGAACAGGAGGCUGCCGCACUACGCGCCGCCUUGCAUUUGUCGCAAACGGAGCGCAAGCCCACUGCCACACUGAAUAUGUCACUGCUAUUGGGUUCGGUGAAGACACAAGCUCAAGCGAAAGCGCGCCUGCUGAGCGCCAUCUAUGUGCAGGAACAUGUAUUAUUCAAAUUUCAAGAUGAGUUCGUGGAAAUGGCAAAGCAUUUCGAAACACCAACUCAAAUGGUCGAUUUCAAUCGUAAAAGCGUUGAUGAGCUCAACUAUUGGUUCCUGCAACAGUCCAACUACAGUUGCGGUGAGGUGGUCAGCCCUAAAUUGGCCGAAUUGCGUGAACGCUUUGUCUUGGCCUCUGCGGCGGUAUUUCACGCGCCAUGGGCGGUGGGUUUCAAUGUAAAGGAGACGGAGAAAUUGAAUUUCUUUACCGAUCGCGUGCAACAUAAAUUAGUCGAUUGCAUGUUUGUGACCCACAAAUUUCGCUAUGCCGAUUUGACACAUUUGGAUGCCAAGCUGGUGGAGUUGCCAUAUGCGAAUGAGACACUGAAAUUGUGGCUGCUUUUGCCCAAUCAAAUGGAUGGUUUGGGAAAACUCGAAGUGCAACUCUUGCAUGAAGAUCUCACCAAGCUCGAGGCGCAAUUGAGCGAGCAGAAAAUCGUUCUGACGUUGCCGAAAUUUCGCGUCGAAUAUGAUGUGGAUCUGAAAAGCGCUUUGAGUGCGUUGGGCUUCGCACGCAUUUUCGAUGGCGAAACGAAAUUCACACACAUGUUCUCCUCGUUUUUCAAUACACGCUCACCAGCUGUGACGAAUGUGCCACAUAAAGCGAUCUGGCGCGUAGAUGAGUACGGCGGUGCGCCGACUGCUGAAGAUGAAUUUUCACUAAGCGGUUUUUUUAGACGCCCCAUGCAGCUAGUCGUGAAUCAUCCGUUUUACUUCAUAAUCAAAUCUGAGGUAGCCGUUCUAAUGGCUGGACACAUUGUGAAUGUUUGAGUAAAACAAAUGAGAAGAAAUAAUAAAUUUAAAAUUUCAUAUUUUAAAAAUAAUGGAAAAGGUCUAAUAAAGAACUUAAGUUCCAAUACUUGUCGUUAAACACAAUAAACUACACAACUUGACAAUUUAUUUUG